UCCUGACGUAGUUCUGUUAGGGAUGAAAGGUCAGAGGGAAGAGCAACAUGGCUGCUUGCAAGAGUGUUUCAAAAAUGAAUUCUACUGUACGGUGUUUGAAUGGAUGUUGUAAAUGCGUAGUAGCUGCACCUUCUCAUCCUAGGUUCUUUCAGGUAGCACUGUCCAGAUGUGUAAGCACUGAUGGUGGAAAUGGAGACCCACCAAAAUUUCAGCCCCCUCCUAAGCCUGUGAUGAUUGACAAGAGCAAGACUGAGGCAUCUCACAGAAGAUUCCUUAGCCCAGAGUUCAUUCCACCCAGACAGAGGACUAAUCCAUUUAAAUUUGCCAUUGAAAGGAAAGAUAUGAUUCAGAGAAGAAAAAUCAUUGAUAUCCCUGAAUUCUAUGUAGGGAGUGUACUUGCUGUAGUUAUGGCAGAUGUUUAUGCUAGUGGAAAAAGCAAUCGUUUUGUUGGAAUUUGCACUCAGCGAUCAGGAAAAGGUCUUGGCGCCACUUUUGUGCUCCGGAAUAUUAUAGAUGGACAAGGAGUUGAAAUUUGUUAUGAUCUCUACAGCCCCCGAAUCCAGCAAAUCGAGGUACUGAAGUUCGAAAAACGAUUGGAUGAUAAUUUGAUGUACCUGCGAGAUGCAUUGCCCGAGUACAGCACAUUUGAUUUUGAUAUGAAAGCCAUGCCUCCUCCUCCUCCAGGGGCUGAGGUGCCUAUUAAUCAGCAAAAAGUUAAAAUGAAGCCCAGACCAUGGUCAAAACGUUGGGAGCGCUCAAGGUUCAAUAUUAAAGGCAUACAGUUUGAACUUUACUUUACUGAAGAGGAGCUGACUCAUGCAAAGAAGUGGGAUACACCUUGGGUGGAAUAUGAUAUGUUAAAGGAAUACGACACAUCAAAUGUAGAAAAGCACAUUUGGACAGAAGUACAACGAGAGCUGAGCAAAUAAAGGCAAAGGUCUUAUAGUGAACUGGAAAUAAAAUAAAACCAAAGCAAAUGCAUAAGUUUCACAAGGAUAUGAACUGUCUUCACAGCAGAUUGUAAGAAAAGAAUUGUACCUUGUUUGUAAAUAAUUUGUCCGAUGUGUUGAAUGGUAAAGAAAAUUUCCAUAUUUA
Protopterus annectens (West African lungfish) is the source of this 1095-nucleotide messenger RNA. It is a transcript of the gene MRPL19, whose product is annotated as mitochondrial ribosomal protein L19. Gene Ontology annotation, cellular component: ribosome; mitochondrial large ribosomal subunit. Gene Ontology annotation, molecular function: structural constituent of ribosome. The transcript has 6 exons. Lineage: Eukaryota; Metazoa; Chordata; Ceratodontiformes; Protopteridae. Gene Ontology annotation, biological process: translation. The coding region runs from base 48 to 929 and encodes 293 amino acids. The record is from RefSeq and is a predicted model, not a curated record.